AUGAAUUAGUGCAGAAUUUAACACCAUGAUUGUCAAAGAAUUAAAUACAUCUGCUUAGACAAAAAAUGUAAUCACGAAUAAAAGAUAGGUAUUUCAAAUAUCUUAAAAUAGGGUGUGCUGAUUGUUUUUUAGAAUUUCAUGUGCCAAAUGAUUUUAUUUCUCAUCAAAGGAAAUUAAUAUCAGAGUUUGAAAAUCAAUUGAAAGGGAAAAUUGAAAAUUUGACAUCUAUAUCAAUUUAACCAAUCUGCAAUAAUUCAGAAGAAUUAAAUCAAUAAUUUGAUAUUUGCAUGAAUAUUUUAAUUUAGAAAUUAACAGAUUAUAAAGAAUAAAUUAAGGAAGAGAUUAUCAAUGAAAAAUUGGAUUUUAUAACUUAUGUUAAUGAAUUCAAUUAAAAAGUCGAUAAGAAGAUUGAUUUCUAAAAUUAAUAAAUAUCACAAUUAUCUACUAUUGAAAUUAAUAAAUCAAUUUCCUUUUAUUAGAAUUCAAAUUAUAUUGUUCUUAAUUUAAAAAAACAGUUAUAAGAUUUGGAAAAGCAUAAAACAAAAUUAAAUAAAAAAAAAUAAAAAUUAGUCUAAAAGUUAAGAAAUACUUUUGAAUAAAUCUUGAAAGAGUUUUAAGAUCAUAAUAAUAAUAAUAAUAUUACAAGUACACCUGAAAAAUAAAUAUUUCCCUCUUAACUUAGCAGUACUACACAGUCUACCCCAACUAAGAACGUUAUUGAUGUUGUUCAAUCAAAAAAAUAAAGAAAAGUUAAGAGUUGA
Messenger RNA from Paramecium pentaurelia, 761 nucleotides. The record is from the annotation of a GenBank genome assembly. NCBI's taxonomy places the organism in Eukaryota, Ciliophora, Oligohymenophorea, Peniculida, Parameciidae.